CGUCGUGUGAGGUACGCUUCGCUACACCACCCACAACAUGGGAUUGAAGACCGCUCGCGCCGAACGCGUUAUAUUUACGUUCGUGCUAUCUCGCUCGCGCGCGCAUCUGUCUCGUUUCUUUUAGGUACCCACAGAGUCUUAUCAGAGCGUUCUUAUUGGACAAUCGCGCGACGCUCUCGCUUGAGCGUUAACACUACUUCGGCCCCUGUUAUUUUAGACUUAAGCUCGUUCUGUAUUUACAAAAUAUACGAUAUACUAUACUCUUCUACUUUACACCAUCAUUGCUGUUUUAUUUAUCAACUUUACCUGCAUUGCUGCUACAUUUUGGUGACCCCGAGAGAAAAAUGAUGGAACACAAGCAAGAAGUUAGCGAGCCUACAGAACUCGCUGUCGUCUCCGUGCAGUCGCGUCUCCUUCCCUUCUGGCGUGAAUAUCCUCGCAUGUGGUUCAUUCAAUUCGAAGCCGUCGUCGAGCCGCAGAAGACCAGUGACGAAAACAAAUAUCGUUACGUCCUGGGCCAACUACAACCGACCGACCUUCAACAUGUCACAGACAUCGUGAUCAAGCCGCCAGAAACUAAGAAGUACGAGGCCAUCAAACAACGCCUUCUCUCCGUGUACGAGCAGUCCGAGGUGAAAAACUUUAAGAACCUCAUCAGCGGAUUGGAACUUGGCAACCAAAAACCGUCUCAGUUGCUACGACGUAUGCGCGAACUCGGCGGCAACAUGAUCACCGAAGAUGGCAUCAAGAUUGAGUGGAUGAACCACCUUCCGCCGCAAAUGCGAGUUGUGCUGUCUGUGAACACAGAUUCAUCACUCGAUAUGCUCGCGGCAAUGGCAGACAAGAUGAUGGAAUAUUCCGAGUCGGCAAAUAUCGCAGCUGUCUCUUCAUCUCAACCAGAUUCUGCGGCAGUAAACCAGAAAAUCAUGUCCGCGCAGAUACAAGUUCUCUCAAAACAACUCGAGAAUCUGACACUCGAGAUCUCCGAACUUCGUAGCCGUGGAAGACCAAACCAUCGCCGUUAUCAGCGUUCCCGCUCAAGAUCAAAGUCCACUGCAAGGCAUCAACACGAUCCCAAUCGAGUAUGUUACUACCACUACCGAUUUGGAGAUCAGGCAAGACGCUGCGUGUCACCGUGCGCUAGGCGAAAUCAAAAGAAGUCGGAAAACUAGAAGAGG
Messenger RNA from Helicoverpa zea (corn earworm), 1178 nucleotides. RefSeq lists its product as uncharacterized. Bases 345 to 1172 code for a protein of 275 amino acids. The transcript has a single exon. The record is from RefSeq and is a predicted model, not a curated record. Lineage: Eukaryota; Metazoa; Arthropoda; Insecta; Lepidoptera; Noctuidae.